Molecule: messenger RNA, 4012 nt
Organism: Carassius gibelio (silver crucian carp)
Lineage: Eukaryota; Metazoa; Chordata; Actinopteri; Cypriniformes; Cyprinidae
Product: rho GTPase-activating protein 40
Exons: 15
Coding region: 361-2364 (667 amino acids)
Biological process (GO): regulation of actin filament polymerization; regulation of small GTPase mediated signal transduction; signal transduction
Cellular component (GO): cytoplasm
Molecular function (GO): GTPase activator activity
Source: RefSeq, a predicted model, not a curated record
UGAAUGGCAUGUAGUGUGUGUUAAUGAGCAGCAGGGUGUGCCCUAGAAAUGCACGCUCAGGUGUGAGUGAUGUGGUUUUGCUGGUUUAUCCCCGAGGCGCGCACACACACACACACACACACACACACACAUGUUCACUCAGAAACAAGUACUACAGCAGAGCAGUGCUCAACAUAUGAGAAGAAGUGAUCUGAAAACACAUCAAUCUGUGCAUCUUCUGUUUGAUGGACAUUUCUACACUUUCAGAAAAGAAAAUCUGUUGGAGAAUUAGUUGAAGAGAUGUGACGAGCUGAAGGAAUAAUGUUGAUAUUCCAACAGAAGAGGAGUAUUAUUAUUCAUCUGGCAGGACUGUAAGUGAGAAUGUACUGUAUGGACAUGAAACCACGUUUGGUUCGAUCCAAACCCGUCCUGCGCAGGAAUCUGUGUCGAGCGAGACGCUUCCUUCACCAUCCGCACGAGGAACACUCAACCACACAAACCCAAACCAGAACUCGGAUGAUUACCAGGGACUGCAGCCUCACCGCGAUGAAUGUUGAGUCCUGGGCGGACUCACCUGACCUCCCGACCCCGCAGCAGCCCGACAGGUUGUGCCUGGAGUCCUUCUGGAGCGAAGUGGAGACCAUCCGGAGCGACUCGGAGCCCGACAGCAGCAGACGAGAUUCCCGACAGUCUGAAGACGGCGAGCAGGAGGAGCUCUGGCUGCAGGAUGCUGGUUUGUCUCUGGUAACAGGUGAAGAAGAGGACGUGGAUAAAGCCGUUCUGUUGUCGACUCUCACGAAGACUCAAGCAGCGGCGGUUCAGAGACGCAUCGACUCGUACACCUGCUCGCUGCGCAAGAGGAAUAAAACACCAGCGCGACACGUCAGAGACGUCUUCGCUUCCCCCAUUGCUCAGUCAGCAGUUCCUGAGACACACAACAGUGAACCUGACACACACAGAAACAUGGAGAGUGUGACAAAGACACAACGAUCAGCUGUCAGCGGUCAGGAAACUCAAGGGCUACAGAUGGAUGAGAUCUUUAUCACAGAUGUGGCAUAUUGUGAACAAGCAGCCAUCUUACUGAAACAAGCCAAACUACCACAGAACAACAGCAGCCAGUGCAGGAGAGACGACGGAGCUCUGCCGCGGGUCAUCUGUCCACAGUGCCGGCUGGGAGUGACGCGGGUGCUGGAUCUUUCCCAGCAGGACAUGAAGAAGGUUCGUCAGCUGGCUCUGAUUGACAUGACAGCGCUCUGCGACCUGCUGGGGCUCGAGGUCAAACGACACAAAACCAGCAAACGGAAAAUCCCUGAGAGCUGUUUGUUCGGCGUUCCUCUCGCCUCAUUGGUGGAGAGCGAUCAGAAGAUCAAACCCAGCACUCAGAUCCCACUCUUGCUCCAAACACUUCUGUCGUUUCUGGAGAAGAAGGGUCUUGAUUCUGAAGGGAUUCUGCGGGUUCCAGGGUCUCAGUACAGAAUCAAAGUGCUGCAGCAGAAGCUGGAGAACUCGUUUUACAGCGGUUCGUUCAGCUGGGAUGAGGUCAGUCCCAAUGACGCCGCCGCUCUGCUCAAGAAGUUCAUCCGUGAACUCCCCGCACCGCUGCUGACCGCCGAACACCUCAACAGCUUCAGCGCCGUCAGAGAUAUUGCAGACCUGAAGCAGAAGCUACACGUGUUGAAUCUUCUUGUGCUGCUGCUGCCAGAACCCAACAGAAACACACUGAAGGCGCUGCUGGAGUUCCUCAGUAAGGUGGUGUUAUGUGAGCGGCGUAACCGCAUGAACCUGUGGGCCGUCUCCACCAUCAUGGCUCCAAACCUCUUCCUGCACAAAGCUGUUCCCAGUAAACUAGCGGUGGACGGUCCAGAGAAGGGUCAGGCGGAGCGGGCGGCAGACAUCAUGAGACUCCUCAUCCGCUACCAGGACCUGCUGUGGACGGUUCCUAACUUCCUGUUGAGUCAGGUGAGGAAGCUGAACGAGAACAGCAGCCGUCGCUAUCAGUUCUACGACAAACGCAUCAAGCACCUGCUCAGGAAGAUCCACACGGACAGCAGAGACAAACCUGACAAGAACUCCGGAGAGCAGUGUCGGACUGUAAAGAUCCAGCUGGGUGACGUGAGUUUCUCGAUGGAGUUUCGUCUCACUAUUAAUUCUCGUGCUUCAGAUCUGAUGUCUCAGUUUUAUAAAGAACUACACACCUCCGACAACGGCAGGGGACUCCUGAAACGAAAUGGUUCAACAAGCUACCCAGACUGUGCUCUCUAUGAAGUGGGCGGGAAUAUCGGUGAACACUGUUUGGAUCCAGAGACUCAUUUGUUCGACCUGUACAACAACAACCCCGGCGGUGAGUGGAUCAUCAAACGGAGAUCGUCCAGCAGAGGGCAGUAGAGACACACGAGAGCGCCACAGGAGACCUUUGACCCCUGAGGAGAGGGUCUGAACACUGAGAUCUGUCUGAUGUCAUGAAGCUGGACUUCUGCACUGAGUUUGGACUCUGUUGAUGUUGUGUUGUGCUGGUGUGAUGCUGAAGGGCCGCUGGAGAUUGUUGGAUUAUUUAUUAAGCGGCAGAGCAGCUGUGUUUGUAGAUGUGAUGAAUGAAUGUCAGGUGUUGUGCUGUCACAGAUCUGGUGCCUCGCAGUAUUAAACACACGACUCGGUGUGAGUCUCAGCGCGAGUCUGGAGCGUCAUUGGACACUUCAGAUAAACUCUCUCUCUCUCUCUCUCUCUCUCUCUUCUGUCGUUGAUCCAGUUAUUACCUUCAGUACUACUUUUAAGUAUGUUAUUGUACUAUAUUGAAGCACUUCCAAGCUGAGUUUGUCUCUCUGAUUGUAUUUCUUUGACUCUAACUUAAUGUUUAAGACACAUUCAGAUAGUAUUGUGCAUCUCACACACACACACACACACACACUCAUUUAUCAUUCCAGCAGCUCAUAUAGUCGUGUCAGAGUCGUGUGAGUGUUAGUCAGAUCAUGCUGUGUAAUAGUGUAUAACAUCCAUCACACACUGUCAGUCUCAUCCUGCUACACACACACACACACACACACACACACACACACACACACAGAAAGAGAUUUUUUCGUGGUUUUGCGAAUGGUAAGAGAACAUUCCAAUCUAUCAUUUUGCAAACAUUAUGGGAAUGUUACUUUGUUCCCUGAACAUUCUGAAAAAGUAGUUACAUUAAAAAAACGAUAUUUGAACGUCCGGCUGAAAGCUUCCAUGAACAAUGUAUAUAAUGUUUUCGACAUGGUUACCAGGAUGAUCCUUCCUGUUGGAUAUAUGUGUGAGGAGUUCCUCUUUAGCGCAUCUGAACGGUCAGAGCUGUGUGACGCUGGCGUGUUCUUCAGUGUCUGAUGUCACAGUCGGUUGGUCAGGGACAAAGACUGAAGAAGGAUGUUCUGUCAGCAGUAAUAAUCAGAUGUAGGUCAACGCUGACGCCUGCGGCCAACACAUGCGCCACUUCCCAUCAACACACAAACACUCACACACACACACACUCUCUCUUUAACAAUCUUACUGUUUGUUUGUCAUACAAAUAAAUGCAAAUUACAUAAGCAGUGUUUUAGAUCAAUCUCUGAAUCGAUGGUGUUUUAAUAAUCUGUGUAUUUUACUGCACUGCUAAAAUGAUGUUCUUCCUCAGGAUUUUUGUCUUGUUUUCCAGUACGGCUGAAUUUAAAAUCAAGAAGCAUUUACUAGAGAUGCAAAAAGAUUCUAAGUGCGUUUAUGCUAAUAACGUGGGGUCAGAAACAUUCAUUUGAAUUAGGUUAGGGUUAGGGUUUGCAGCUGUUUUAAUCAUGAAUUCACUUCAUUUUGAUCAGUUUCUUAUGUUUUAUGUCAUUUUGCAUCUCCAGUAAAUGCCUCUUGAUUUGAGAAUGUUUAGCUGGAAAACAAGACAGGAAUACAGAGGAGGAAAGUCAUGUUUGCAGCAAGCAGCUCCUGUAAUGUGAAAGAUAUUGCAUUAAACGCUUGUAAAUGUGACGAUGGCUUUUGUAAACAGGUUUGUAUUCAUGAUGUAAUAAAUGACUUUGAAUGAUCUGAA